AUGUCGGGGUUCUUUCCGUCGCUGGAGACAUUUGCAAAGGGCACAUUCGCCACGGUAGCUGGAUUGUCGACGUUGAGCGUAGGCCUUGUCUAUUAUGGCCAAAAUUAUUUGAUAUACCCUUCAGCAUUUCCUCCUGGAUCACGUACAGAGGUUGCGCGCCCUUCCGAUUUUGAAUUGCCUUACGAGGACCUCGAGCUGAAGACCUCAGACGAUGUAACACUGCGGUGUUACUUGCUUCUGCAGAAGAAGGAUGUAGGCCACGCAGCAACCUAUAUGGACAUACCUAAUUCAGUGACCGAGGAUGAGUUUAUUGCAAGUAGACCGACAGUUAUCAUGUUCCACGGCAAUGGGGGCAACAUGGGGCAUCGCAUACCCCUCGCAGGGAUCUUCUACAGGAAGAUGCGCUGUAAUGUUCUUAUGAUGUGUUACAGGGGGUACGGACACUCCGACGGGUCGCCAUCAGAAAAAGGCUUACGGAUAGAUGCACAGACAGCACUAGACUACCUCACCUCUAACCCCGUACUCAAGCAGACCGCAAUUGUUCUGUACGGCCAAUCCAUUGGCGGCGCCGUCGCGAUUGAUCUUGCAAGCCGCAACCCCGACAAAAUCUGCGCCCUCAUCCUCGAAAACACAUUCACUUCCCUGCCAAGCCUCGUUCCACAUGCACUACCCAUACUCGGGCCCUUCUCUUUCCUGUGCCACCAGAAGUGGGACUCGGCGUCCAAGAUUCCUCUAAUACCCGCCACGACGCCAAUUCUGAUGUUGAGUGGGGCAAAGGACGAGAUUGUACCUCGGGAGCACAUGCGCGCGCUAUGGGAGGCUGUAGCGAAGCGCGGUGAAAAGAAGAAGCCAAAUGGAAGCGAAUAUAAGGUGGGACUGGAGCGGGCGAAGUAUAUGGAAUUCGAGAACGGCCAGCACAACAAUACCUGUACGCAACCUGGGUACUGGACUGCUGUUGCAGAGUUUGUGGCUAGCCUCGGUGAUAGUUAUCGCGAGAAGCAUCGCACGCCUCCUCGAUCGGGCCUAUAG
Psilocybe cubensis is the source of this 1029-nucleotide messenger RNA. RefSeq lists its product as uncharacterized. Lineage: Eukaryota; Fungi; Basidiomycota; Agaricomycetes; Agaricales; Agrocybaceae. The transcript is spliced from 8 exons. Bases 1 to 1029 code for a protein of 342 amino acids. Gene Ontology annotation, molecular function: palmitoyl-(protein) hydrolase activity. The record is from RefSeq and is a predicted model, not a curated record. Gene Ontology annotation, cellular component: membrane.